Homarus americanus (American lobster) is the source of this 2247-nucleotide messenger RNA. RefSeq lists its product as uncharacterized. Lineage: Eukaryota; Metazoa; Arthropoda; Malacostraca; Decapoda; Nephropidae. The coding region runs from base 521 to 1495 and encodes 324 amino acids. The transcript has 2 exons. The record is from RefSeq and is a predicted model, not a curated record.
ACCCAGCAGUGUUGUAGUGAACACGGGAGUCUCGUUGUGUGCGCAGGUAUUCAUACCGUAUGCGAGUAAAUGGAUAAAUUAAGUGAAUUGUACACACGCGCACAGAAUUGAGUACUUGGUCUGGGUAUAUCACAGACAGCUCUUAAAGGUUAAAGCAGAGUGAUCCAUGAAAUUAAACACUGAUCACACACUGAUUACUGUACACCACAUGAUAGAGCUGUCAGGAAAUGACUAACCAAGGGCUACCAAGGGCUAUCUACAAUACAGCAAGUGACGCAAUACCUCACAGGAUUCCCACACCCUUCACCUCAGGAAAGGCGUCAUAGUCACUCUUGAGUAUAAAUACAGCAUGUAAUAUUUCUCACAGUCACUUCUAAACGGAGAAGACAUUACAACCACUGGACAAACAAUUAAUUAGUGGUAUAAACAUAACCAAGAUAAAAGAACUAGUGACAGGAAGCUUUCACGAGAUAAAUAAUUUGUACGUAAAUAUUUAUAUGAAAUAUCACGUGGCUCAACAAUGAAAGGGUUUUAUAUAUUAGUUACCCUGGUAAUACUGGUUUGUGGCUUUGUUGAACUGACAAGAGCAUUGCAUGUUGAUGACUCGAAGCAUUCACUACUGUGGGCACCUUUCUUUCUUAAAUCCCCAUACCUGACGCUCAUCAACAAAUUUUAUCAUCCAUCUUGGAAUACACGACAUCCCAUCACGAAGGAAGAAACAUCCCUCCGAUACUUGAAGUUGCCUCGGGGUGUCCCAUUUGCAGUUGCGUGUGGUGCGUGCUACCAAAAGUCACGCAUUUCUGCAAAUCUGACUAUCAGUGUAACCGGCCACACCUAUCACAGUGUUCCAAAGAGACAUAGCAACAACAGACAAACAGAGUACCAAGUUCUUCAUAAUGAAUGCCUAAUGACAUACAUGAUCACAGCCCCACUUGAAAAAGAUGGAACAAUAACUUGCACUUUAAAUCGUGGGAAACAAAUAAAAACUGAGGUUAUUUCAUUUAGUGUAGUUGAUGUGAGUGUCGAUGACCCGCCUGAAGAACUAGAAAUUCAAAAUGACAUGGAUGAAGUUACACUACACUGCCCUACACCUGAUGAGAAACCAUCACUAAAAAACCCCCAUGUUUACGUAUGGUACGAGGAUAUCAGCGCUUACCAGUCUGCGAGUUAUCGAGUUAUCACAAAAUUGAGGUCAAUCAUAGCAGUGCCACGCCAAAAGCACACAAGUCACAUUGUCUGUUCCGCCUACAGUAUUGUCAACCCAACUAAGGUGUACCGAACGCGUUACCAAAUUCUAGGUAGCCAAUCACAUGCUCAACAAGAGUAUAAGGUAUCGAAUGAAUUUAUGAACCCAGAUUAUGAUGCACAGGAUCUUACACCCACAAUGAAGCUAACAAGUUCAGUAAUAGGAAUCAUCGCAUCAGCAGUAAUUGUGUGUGUACUUCUGCUACUUGUAGGAAUUCAUCACUUUAUUACAGCAGCCACAAGAAAGUGACAAGUGUUAAGUGAUACCGUACCUGCUUCGACCACAUAUUAGUCGGAAGCUGUGAAAAAUAUGGUUUGCUUGGCAUGGAUCUGACAGUGUGGACCAGGAAGCAUGGAUCUGAUACUGUGGACCAAGAGGCAUAGACCUGAUAGUGUGGAGCAAGAGGCAUGGACCUGACAGUGUGGACCAAGAGGUGUGGACCAUGAGGCUCAGGAUACUCCAAGAGUUUUCCCAGUGAGUGAAGACAGGCCAGGCAAGGGUGCUACACAUAAGGAUGGUGCUGCAGAUAAAACUCCUCUUGGAGUAUAAUCUACAAUAGGAUGCAGCUAUACAGCACAGUACAAUAUAUACAUAUCAAAGACAGCUGUGUUAAUCAUUAGUUUAUGUACAUUACUGAACUCUUUAGAAAAUAUAGCACUACAUAUAUUACAGUCAACUAUGUUAAUUACCGAGUGCUUAUUUUUCUGGUCAUUCUACUCUGAGUACAAAGUUAGUGAGUGAACUUAUUUACUUGUUAUAAAUUUUUAAAAUAUGUUUUUGUGUGUUAAGAUCAUUAUACAGGACAGUAUACACAACUUCCUGUGUUAUAAACUUUAUAAAUACAAAAUAUUUUUAUGUGUUAUGUAAUUUGUAAAUACUUCCUUACUGUAAAGGCAUAAAUCACUGAAUUCUCAUUAUAUAUGUCCCAAUUAUUUCAUUAUGACAAGUGUGCAUCCUGCACAUGCUUCAUUGUAUUUACAAUAUUAAAUUUCAAAUCUUUA